AUGCGAAUGGAUAAACUGGCUGACUUUUCAGAGGCGAUCGUGCGUGGCCAAUCGGAGCGCGUCGUUAAGAUUCAAGUCACGUGGGUUGCUCUAUACGAAGCUAUCUCCUACAUUCAAUCGCAUAAUCAAGAUAAAAGUAUAAUAUUGACUGAUUCUCUGAGCUGCUUACAGGACCUGAAGAGACUACCAUUUCACUCCAAGGAUAACUUCUACCUUACCUUAAAAAUAAAAGAUAAACUUAGAGAAUGUCAUGAUGCCAAUUUGCAAGUAGUCUUAGCAUGGAUCCCUAGCCACUCAGGCAUAUCUGGUAACGAGGUCGUGGACCAAUGUGCAAAAGCUGCCAUACACCAGAGUUUCGCUUCUGACCAAAAAUGCUUUACUCGAGACAUAAGAUCUUCGAUAAGAUGUCUGCUUUUUGAAAAUUGGAAUAAAUCAUGGCAACUCUCACGUAGAGCCAAGGGUCAACACUACGGUAACCUGCAACCAAAUAUCCCUCCUAAACCCUGGUUUUUCAAGCACAAAGGCUAUUCUAAGGUAGCAACUUCGAAUAUUAUCAGAUUACGACUUGGACACAUUUGUUCGCCAGUGCGCCUGGCCAAGAUGCGAAUAAGGGACAGCUCUAUCUGUGAAUGUGGAUUGGACGAAGGGUGGAUGGAUACUCUACCGAACACCGUAUAUACAUCACCGACGAUCUAUAUCAUACUGCCCGUGUGUUAUCCAACCUCGACACUGGCGGAAUCAUCAAGCCCUGAUGGAGCCAUAAUACACAAAAAUUGAUU
This is a messenger RNA of Cydia fagiglandana, 779 nucleotides long. RefSeq lists its product as uncharacterized. The transcript is spliced from 3 exons. NCBI's taxonomy places the organism in Eukaryota, Metazoa, Arthropoda, Insecta, Lepidoptera, Tortricidae. The record is from RefSeq and is a predicted model, not a curated record. Bases 1 to 777 code for a protein of 258 amino acids. Gene Ontology annotation, molecular function: RNA-DNA hybrid ribonuclease activity; nucleic acid binding.